AUGUCCAGCAGGAGUCAACCUCUACCCCCCGAGUUCAGCCACGCCAACACAGGUAGGGAUAUUGUCAUUGAUGAGAUCGUCAAUGAUGCAUCAUUCGAAUACGACGGAGAUAUUGACCACGCGCCUGCAACUUCUCACGGGACUUAUCUAGAUGGGAUAAAUGAAAGCCUCGAAUCCUUAGAGGAAUAUCAAGAUGGCGGAUACCAUCCCAUACACCUCGGUGACAUACUCGGCCCAUCUGGCCGGUAUCGUGUCAUUCACAAACUCGGACAUGGCGGCUUCGGCACCGUAUGGCUUUGUCGGGACACUCAGGAUCCUGGGUAUGUUGCUGUCAAAGUUAUGACUGGAGAUGUGACUCGAGAGUCUCUUCAAGACCUUACCUUGACGCGAUUGGAUCGAUCUGUUCCUGGCGCUGAAUAUAUUGCUAUCCCGCUCGAUUCCUUCUUUAUCGCCGGGCCAAAUGGAACACACCAGUGCAUCGUGCUGCCGGUUCUUGGCCCCUGCGUUUCGCUUCGUCUGUGGUUACGGCUGAAAAAAGAUCCUGCGCCUGUCCUCCGAGGGAUGGCUUAUCAAGCUGCCCUAGCCAUGAACUUCUUGCAUAAACACGGGCUCUGUCACGGAGAUUUCCGACCCUCCAACAUCCUUGUCAAGCUGGACAAUCUCAAUCAAUUGCCCGAGGAUGAAUUGCUCUCUCUUCUGGGUCAGCCCGAAAAGACCCAUGUACGUAGCGAGUCAGGCGAGGACCUUCCAGCAUCCUCGCCGCGAUAUCUAACAAUCCCCGCCGAUACUACGCCACUGGGCGACGAAUACCUCACCGACCAAAUCUGCGUCAUCGACUUCGGUGAAUCUUUCUCGGUCUCGUCCCCUCCAGCCGACCUAGGCAUACCCGAGAACUACCUCCCGCCCGAGGUGCUGCUCGACCAGGAGAACGCCAUCGGCCCGGCCUGCGAUCUGUGGGCACUGGGGUGCACACUCUUCGAGAUCCGCGAACAGCUUCCACUCUUCUAUAUGAUCUUCGACAAAGACGAACUACUGGCGGAGAUGGUGCGUUUCUUUGGAAAACUACCUCAGGUGUGGUGGGAUCGGUGGGAGGCCCGGGAGGACUUCUUUGACGAUCAGGGGGUAUGGCUUCGGGAUGGAGAGAAUGAGGAAGAAUGGUCUCUCGAGGUGGCAUUGAGCAAGCCCAUGGAGAUUGUCCGGCCGGGUGCAGAUUGUAACGGCGCAGCACCGACGGCCUUGAUCACGUCCAAGCCGGAGCAACGGCUCAUGGCGGAUCUUCUAUAUAGACUCUUCCGCUAUGAAGCGAAGAAGCGGCCUAGCAUCGAGGAAGUCUUAGCACAUGAGUGGUUCAAGAUAUGA
Penicillium alfredii is the source of this 1359-nucleotide messenger RNA. RefSeq lists its product as uncharacterized. Gene Ontology annotation, biological process: protein phosphorylation. Gene Ontology annotation, molecular function: ATP binding; protein kinase activity. NCBI's taxonomy places the organism in Eukaryota, Fungi, Ascomycota, Eurotiomycetes, Eurotiales, Aspergillaceae. The coding region runs from base 1 to 1359 and encodes 452 amino acids. The transcript has 2 exons. The record is from RefSeq and is a predicted model, not a curated record.